AUUCGGAGCACCCACCAAUCAGGAGCACCCACGAUCCUAAGCUCCGAUGUUUGUUGUAACGUCUGCUAGAAUGGCAGCAAUAAAAUUGAUUUGGUCUUUAUUCAUAAAUGUAAUGAUAAGUGUAAUUCUAACUGUGGCAGGGAGAGAUUUUUAUGCCAUUUUAGGCAUACCAUCGACAGCAAGCCAACAUGCGAUAAAAAAGGCAUACAGAAAAUUGGCAAAAGAAUUACAUCCUGACAAAAAUAAAGACGAUCCGAAUGCCUCUCAGAAAUUUCAAGAUCUGGGUGCAGCUUACGAGGUUCUGUCAGAUAAUGAAAAGAGAGAAAUGUAUGACAGAUGCGGAGAAGAAUGUUUGAAAAAGGAUGGUAUGAUGAAUAAUGCUGAUCCAUUUGCAAGUUUCUUUGGUGAUUUUGGCUUCCACUUUGGCGGAGAAUCUCAUCACCAGCAAGAAACACCUAAAGGAUCUAAUAUCAUAAUGGACUUAGUAGUUACUUUAGAAGAAUUAUAUAGUGGAAAUUUUAUAGAGAUAACAAGAAAUAAGCCAGUUACGAAGGCAGCAAAAGGAACAAGAAAGUGUAAUUGUAGACAAGAAUUGGUUACUCGCAAUUUAGGAAAUGGAAGAUUUCAAAUGAUGCAACAAUCAGUUUGUUCAGAAUGUCCAAAUGUUAAAUUUGUUACAGAAGAACGUGUAUUAGAGGUUGAAGUAGAACCUGGCAUGGUAGAUGGACAAGAAACUAAAUUUAUAGCAGAAGGUGAACCACAUUUGGAUGGGGAACCUGGAGAUUUAAUCUUAAAAAUACGAACACAACCACAUCCAGUUUUUGAAAGAAUUGGUGACGAUCUAUAUACAAAUGUUACUAUAUCUAUGCAGGACGCGUUAAUAGGUUUUAAAAUGGAUAUAGAACAUUUAGAUGGUCACAAAGUAGCUAUUCAGAGGGAUAAAGUAACCAAACCGGGAGCUCGUAUUAGGAAAAAGGGAGAAGGCAUGCCUAAUUACGAGAAUAAUAAUCUUCAUGGCACCUUAUAUAUCACAUUCGAUGUUGCUUUCCCCGAGACAGCAUUCACUGAUACUCAAAAAGAAGAAAUAAAAACUCUACUACAACAAGAUUCUGUAAAUCGAAUUUAUAAUGGAAUAAGGGGAAAUUAAGAACUUUAAGUGUAACGUAUGUACAAAGUGACAGUAUAAAAUGUGCAUACGACCGAGGUGUGCGUGUUGACUCAGUGUGUUUCUAUACCAAGUGGUGCUUUCGCUUCCUUGAAAUGUGGGUACCAACAGGUUUGGUAGCCAACCAUCAGGUCAGUUGAAAUGGAUACAUGUAGCAAACAUAAUAACCAUUGCAAGUACACGUACUUCCUCUUUGAUUAUAAGAAACUGGUUAUAUAUAUUAUUGCCAAUUACUUACACGGAUGUCAGGAAUGGUUGUGCGGUUUAUUUAACGAAAUAAAUUAUUUUUCGUUUAACACGCGCGGGUGAUGUAUGAGUGUUUUACAUGAACAGAAAUUUUGCAUUUAAACAGUGAGAGAUACUCGAUGAAAAUGUUUUUAAAUAUCAAACCUAGUAUCCAAUAAUAAAGUAUUGUAUUACGAUUUUUCUAUUGACAUUAUUCGCAAUAAAAUGUACAACACCAUCCGUCAUCGAUAACUCUAAAUCAAUCAUUUAAUGUGCAAUCAUUUAAACUUGCGUUUUAAAUAUUUAUUAAAAAUGUUUCACAUUAAAUUGUACAUUAGUUUAUACUUUAUAAAGGUUUUAUUUCAGUACCUCUGCGUACACUUCAUUUACAAAAAUUAAAGUAUAAUUCUUUCGUCAGAUACAACACAGUAUGUUGUAACGUUUUGUUGCUUUGUACACAGCAACCUUAAAAUCUUUCAUAAAAAGGAGGCCAUAAAUAAAUUAUAAUUUUUAUAUCUUUA
Messenger RNA from Bombus pascuorum, 1911 nucleotides. RefSeq names its product dnaJ homolog shv (gene shv). Gene Ontology annotation, molecular function: misfolded protein binding. Lineage: Eukaryota; Metazoa; Arthropoda; Insecta; Hymenoptera; Apidae. Gene Ontology annotation, cellular component: endoplasmic reticulum. The record is from RefSeq and is a predicted model, not a curated record. The transcript is spliced from 4 exons. Bases 47 to 1147 code for a protein of 366 amino acids. Gene Ontology annotation, biological process: protein folding; protein maturation.